AUGAGCUCCUCCUCCUCCACCGUCUCGAACCCGUUCGCCGGUCCCGAUGUCACCCUCGUCCGCGACCUCAACAUCCAUGAGCGUGUCCUGGUGAAGCUUGAUCAAAACACCGCGUCCUACUCCGCUUGGAAGCGGUAUUUUUCGCUCGUGUUCCGUGAGUGCCUCCUGCACGGCCACGUGGACGGCACUGUGGACUCGGCGCUCAUGAUCAACGACGAGGACGACCUCUUCCACACCGUGGUGAAUGACGACGACGACGCCUACGCGGUCUGGACCAAGCUCAACGGCCUCUUCACCGACAACCGGCUGCAGCGCAAGGUCCUUCUCCACGGUGAGUUUUACGGGUGCCAGCAACUUGACUCGUCCAUCGAUGAUUUUUGCAUGCGCCUCAAGAAGCUUGCCGAUGAGCUCCAUGAUCUCGGCGAGACGAUCGGCGACGCGCUCCUCAUCAGCACCCUCACCGCCGGCCAAACGAGGAUUUUGGGAACGCCGCCUCCAACCUCACCCUCAUCCCGGAGCCUACCUUCGCUAAGCGCGUACCUCAAGUUGGAGGAGCGCCGGAUGCGGAUGGCACGGACUCGCGCGACCCACACCGCCCUUGUCGCCGGCACCCGCGGGGAUCAAGCCCCGCCACCACUGCGCCGGACGCCGCCCCAGCCGGCGGCGCCCGCCUUCCCGCCAGCCCCGGCCGCUCCCUUCCCGCCGCCCCAGCCGGCGGCUAAUGGAGGGGGUCGUCGUGGCGGCCGCAAGCAGGGGGGCGCGGGCGCUCAGGGAGGAGCACCCCGCCCGCCGCAGCCGGCCUACCAGCCGGCCCCGUGGUACGCCGGUCAAAACCCAUGGACCGGCGUUGUGCACGCUUACUCCAUGCCGGCUCCCCGUGCUCCUGCCCCGGGUAUUCUCGGCGCCCGGCCACCGUCGCACCAGGCAUUCUACGCCGCGCCGCAGCCCUAUGCGGCGCCCUACGCGGUGCCCUACGGCCAGCAGCCGCAGCCAGGCGGGCUGCCGCUGCUGCCCCUGACGGCCCCGCCGCAGCCUCUCCCACCGGCGCCGUGGGACCCGGCCCUUCUGGCGGCUCUUCACACCGCUCCUUUCGCGUCCAGCUACACCGGCGGCGGCGAAUGGUACAUGGACACCGGGGCCACCGCUCACAUGGCGGCCUAUCCCGGACGCUCGCACGCGGAUGGUGCUCCACCGAUGUGA
Aegilops tauschii subsp. strangulata is the source of this 1200-nucleotide messenger RNA. NCBI's taxonomy places the organism in Eukaryota, Viridiplantae, Streptophyta, Magnoliopsida, Poales, Poaceae. The record is from RefSeq and is a predicted model, not a curated record.